GGCGUCAAACGGAUAGCAACAACAAAGAUUUGUUGUUCGAAGAUAAACAGACCACGGAAUCGAGUAACCUUCAGCAAGAAAGAUAGGGGUAAUUGCCUGGUGAAUAGUGAAUGUUCUCUAUCACAUACAGAAAAAAAAAUGGAUCACAGAAGCCAAAUGACACUAAUUGGUGCAGAAAAUCGUCUUAGUUUUGACGGAAAAACGGAACCAUCCAGCCCCAUAGAAAAGGAGCGAAUUGGUGAUAAGAGAGACAUCCCCUUUUCGCGUUGCAGCAGCACGAGUAGCAUCCAUACACUUUCAUCUUCAGCACAAAAUACAGAUGAUGAAGAUAGUGACAAUAAGAGCACCAAGAGUUAUAAAGAGAGGAGACGAGAAGCUCAUACCCAAGCAGAGCAAAAGAGAAGAGAUGCCAUUAAAAAGGGCUAUAGCUCUUUGCAAGAUCUAGUACCUACAUGCCAGCAACAAGAUCCAAUUAGUGGCUACAAAUUAAGUAAAGCAACAGUUCUUCAAAGAUCAAUUGAUUAUAUUCAAUUUCUCCAGCAGCAAAAGAAGAAACAAGAAGAGGAAUUGUCAGCUCUGAGAAAAGAAGUCAUUGGCUUGCAGAUCAUGAAAAGCAACUAUGACCAAAUAGUUAAAGCCAAUCAGUCUCAGUCUGGACAAUCUGAGAAUAGAGUACCUGAUGAAGUCAAAUUCCAACUGUUUCAAACUAUCAUGGAGAACCUGUUCCUGACAUUUGAUUCUAUGGUGUCUGCAGCUAGCUUUGUGGAUCUUUCAAGUAAUGUCUUUGCCUGGGUUGAGGAACAUUGCAAACCUCAGGUUCAAGUGUGCACUGGUCAUGUUUCUAUUACACUUCUGAUAAUGUUUUGUGUGGGCUGCAGAGUCUGAAAAACUUGGCAGUCAGUGUGCUUCAACAACUCAUCACGGGGUCCAAUUGAAUCCACCAAAACGAAGAAGUGCGUAAUCAACAUGUACUCAGCUUACUUGUAUGCCACAUUGGCUGAUCCUUGCCGCGUCUAAUGCCCAGAAUUUGCCAGAUACCAUCAGCACUGCGUGAUACUACAAUUCUCCGAGGGCUUAUAAGAAACCGCCAAAGAAAUUCAAACUCAAUAUAUGAUGACUUUUUAGUCUUUGUAAAGUUACGUGUGUGUUAGUCGGAAUAGAAUUAUCUCGUAUUUUAA
Molecule: messenger RNA, 1178 nt
Organism: Daphnia carinata
Lineage: Eukaryota; Metazoa; Arthropoda; Branchiopoda; Diplostraca; Daphniidae
Gene: bigmax
Product: max-like protein X
Exons: 5
Coding region: 139-885 (248 amino acids)
Biological process (GO): regulation of transcription by RNA polymerase II
Cellular component (GO): nucleus
Molecular function (GO): DNA-binding transcription factor activity, RNA polymerase II-specific; RNA polymerase II cis-regulatory region sequence-specific DNA binding; protein dimerization activity
Source: RefSeq, a predicted model, not a curated record